This is a messenger RNA of Neocloeon triangulifer, 1515 nucleotides long. RefSeq names its product SH3 domain-binding protein 5-like. The transcript has 9 exons. Gene Ontology annotation, molecular function: protein kinase inhibitor activity. The record is from RefSeq and is a predicted model, not a curated record. Gene Ontology annotation, biological process: intracellular signal transduction; negative regulation of protein tyrosine kinase activity. NCBI's taxonomy places the organism in Eukaryota, Metazoa, Arthropoda, Insecta, Ephemeroptera, Baetidae. The coding region runs from base 144 to 1385 and encodes 413 amino acids. Gene Ontology annotation, cellular component: cytoplasm.
CAAUCGGUGAAUCGGUCUCUAUGGAAACUACAGUGACAGUUCUCAGGCGGAGACCCGAAAACAGCCGUCGGUCGGCCUUUUUCGCUCUCAGGGUGGAUUCUCAGGUAUCGGGUUGCGAUGGAUUGAGGAUCUGAGUACGGGAGAUGUUGUCGCCGACCGACGGAGUGGGUGAUGCGGCCGCGGAAGAGGCCGUCGACCCCAGAGUGCAGGUUGAGUUGGAGAAGCUGAACUCGGCCACGGAUGAAAUCAACAAGCUGGAAGUGGACCUUGACGAGGCGAGGGCUGCGUUCCGGCACCUGCUGAUGGAGUCGACCCGACGCAUCGACGAGUUGGCCAAGAAACUAGGGUCGUGCGUAGAGCGUGCUAGACCAUACUACGAGGCUCGACUCAGAGCCAAGGAGGCCCUUCAAGAGGCCCAAGCAGCUGCUGUUCGUUUUGAGCGAGCAAACUCGGCCCACUCGGCAGCUAAGGAAAUGGUCUUCCUCGCUGAAGAGGGCCUUAAGGCCGAAGGUCGUACUUUUGACCAUGCAUGGCAGGAGAUGCUGAACCAUGCAACAAUGCGCGUGAACGAAAGCGAAAGUGAAAGGACCCUUAGUGAGGCUGAGCACCGACGCACCUCUCAGCGCUAUCAGGAGGCCGAGCAGCGCGUUCAGUACCUGCAGAAGGAGCUGAAACGCACCAUUGCCAAGUCGAGGCCUUACUUUGAGACAAAAGCACAAACCAACCUGGUCCUGGAGACUCAAAAGACGCGCGUCAAGGCUCUCGAGAAACAGGUGGCGCAGUCAAAGUUAUGUUACUCACGAGCCUUGGGAAACCUUGAGAAGAUCAGUGACGAGAUCCACCAGAUCAGACGCGAGUCACAGUGCAAUGGAGAACGUGGCUCUGGGGUUGGCGCUGAGUGCUCCCGUCCGUGCACUCCAGCCAAGAGCAAGCAAAACAACAGCAGUGACGUUGCCCCUGUUCCAAACUCCAACAUUUCAAUGGUUUCGUCAGACCCACCUGUGGUCCCUGAUCGUCAGAAAUCUGUGAUGGAUGAGCCAUCGUCAGAGCGACGCGUACGUGACCUGCUUAGCCAGGGAAUGAUGAUGCUCAAUAUCAACGCACCACAUUCACCUGCCCAUGGCACACCAGGAAGGCGGCGGAGCUCGAGUUCAAGACCUUGCAGCAAAGUGCCAUCACCACUGGAGAAGUCACUUUUCUACCUGGCCGACGACGACAGCGCCUCUGACAACGAGAGUCUUGCUAGUGUGGAGAUGUUGUCAGAUGAGCAGGUGGCAUCUUUGAUGUAUGACGACCUAGACGAAGACCCAUUGCUAGGUCUGCCAGUGAGUCAAAGCGUUCCAGCCAGCAGCAGACCACCCUCCUCUCUCAGCCGGACCACUUGAUCUAAAAAAGAACUGAACCCGCAUGAAUCUCUCUAGUCGCUGCAAAAAGUGAUCCUUUUUUGUUCAAAUAUUUCAAACUGCAAUAAGUUUGUUUUGUUGAUGUUAUUGCAAUAAAUAUGAUGCUACAAAA